Molecule: messenger RNA, 1631 nt
Organism: Pseudomyrmex gracilis
Lineage: Eukaryota; Metazoa; Arthropoda; Insecta; Hymenoptera; Formicidae
Gene: Gpdh1
Product: glycerol-3-phosphate dehydrogenase [NAD(+)], cytoplasmic-like
Exons: 8
Coding region: 183-1274 (363 amino acids)
Biological process (GO): carbohydrate metabolic process; glycerol-3-phosphate catabolic process
Cellular component (GO): cytosol; glycerol-3-phosphate dehydrogenase (FAD) complex
Molecular function (GO): protein homodimerization activity; NAD binding; glycerol-3-phosphate dehydrogenase [NAD(P)+] activity
Source: RefSeq, a predicted model, not a curated record
AGCCGGACUUGGAUUGGAGUCGAAUACGCACGCGUCGCUCGAUCUCAGCUAGUUCUUCGCCGCCUUCGGUCCUCUUUUCCAGCAGUCGCUUAUCGACACCCAGGCAGAAGAGUUCUCGCGUCGUUUCCUCGGUUAGUUUUCUUCUCUCUUUAUUCGCGUCGAACAGUGUCCUUGAACGCGCCAUGGCAUCCGUUUGUAUCAUCGGCUCCGGCAAUUGGGGUUCGGCUAUCGCAAAGAUAGUCGGUAAAAAUGCCAAGACGCAGAGUAGCUUUGACGAUCGCGUUACUAUGUAUGUUUAUGAAGAGAUUAUCAAUGGGAGAAAGCUGACUGAGAUUAUUAACGAGACCCAUGAAAAUGUCAAAUAUCUACCGGGGCAUAAACUUCCUGAGAAUGUGAUUGCUGUUCCCGAUGUGGUGGACGCUGCAAAAGACGCGGACAUACUCAUUUUUGUGGUACCGCAUCAAUUCAUCCGAAGGAUAUGCAGCACAUUGCAGGGGAAGAUCAAGCCCACGGCCGUAGGAUUGUCAUUAAUCAAAGGUUUCGACAAGAAAGAAGGUGGCGGUAUCGAACUUAUUUCCCAUAUAAUAUCCGAACAAUUGCAAAUUCCGGUAUCCGUCUUGAUGGGUGCAAAUUUGGCUUCCGAGGUAGCCGACGAGAUGUUCUGCGAAACUACAAUUGGAUGUAAAGAUAAAGCGAUGGCGCCAUUACUUCGUGACUUGAUUCAAACGUUGUACUUCAGAGUUGUGGUUGUGGAGGAUGUGGACUCCGUGGAGUGUUGCGGAGCGUUAAAGAACAUAGUUGCUUGUGGUGCUGGUUUCGUCGACGGACUGAAUCUGGGAGAUAACACAAAGGCUGCGGUGAUCAGGCUAGGACUGAUGGAGAUGAUAAAGUUUGUCGACGUGUUCUUCCCGGGCGGAAAAUUAACGACCUUCUUCGAGAGCUGCGGCGUGGCCGAUCUGAUCACGACGUGCUACGGUGGACGCAACAGAAAAGUGUCGGAAGCCUUUGUCAAGACUGGCAAGUCGAUCGAGACGUUAGAAAAGGAAAUGCUGAACGGCCAGAAACUGCAGGGCCCGUUCACCGCCGAAGAAGUCAGCUACAUGCUGAAGGCGAAAGGCAUGGAGAACAGAUUUCCAUUGUUCACAGCUAUUCACCGAAUUUGCGUUGGUGAGCUAAAACCGACGGAUUUAAUCGACUGUAUACGCAGCCAUCCGGAACACAUGGACGAAGACCCUUUGAAGACAUCAUCGAUAACGCCCAAAUGCCGCCUUUGAAGAUCGCUGAUGAUCGAUCAUCGAGAGAAGAUUUUGUCGCCAUUCAACACGAAUAGAUUACUCGAGAGCAUGAUAGUAAUUAAGUGAUUUCUACUCAUAUUAGUUAUAAGUUUGUCUGGUUUUUUUGUUUAUUUUUAUGCAAGUGAAACAUGUUCGAAAUUUUGUUUCACAAUAUAUUAUUAAAGUUAAGUAAAAAUACACAGAGUAUGUUUGUGUUAUUUAUAGAUAUGUAAUUGCAAAAAGUACUUAGUCAAAUAAUUAAGUAAUUCUGUAAACAUUCAAAUAAGUUUGCGCGUAAAUGCUCAAAUUUUUUUUUUUUUUUAAAUUUCGAAAUAUCUGAGUAAUAUUAUAUGAAAC